Messenger RNA from Austrofundulus limnaeus, 3010 nucleotides. It is a transcript of the gene mau2, whose product is annotated as MAU2 sister chromatid cohesion factor. Gene Ontology annotation, molecular function: protein binding. The transcript has 18 exons. The coding region runs from base 36 to 1832 and encodes 598 amino acids. The record is from RefSeq and is a predicted model, not a curated record. Lineage: Eukaryota; Metazoa; Chordata; Actinopteri; Cyprinodontiformes; Rivulidae. Gene Ontology annotation, biological process: mitotic sister chromatid cohesion.
UGCUCGCAGCGCUGAAAAACUUGUUGUCUGGGAAAAUGGCGUCAAACGUAGAGGCCCCGGAUCGUUGGUACCUCGCCCUCCUCGGCUUUGCGGAGCAUUUCCGAACCUCCAGUCCGCCCAAAAUACGACUUUGUGUGCACUGUCUCCAGGCCGUGUUUCAGUUUAAGCCCCCGCAGAGGAUCGAGGCUCGGACACAUCUUCAGCUGGGCUCGGUUCUCUACCAUCACACCAAGAACAGCGAUCUGGCUCGCAGCCACCUGGAGAAAGCGUGGUAUAUAUCUCAACAACUUCCUCAGUUUGAAGAUGUCAAAUUUGAAGCUGCCAGCAUUUUGUCUGAACUUUUCUGCCAACAGAAUUUGGUGGACUCUGCAAAACCCCUGCUGCGAAAAGCCAUCCAGAUUUCCCAGCAAACACCAUACUGGCACUGCAGACUGUUGUUCCAGUUGGCGCAACUUCAUACACUGGAGAAAGACUURGUGUCAGCGUGUGACCUUCUGGGAGUUGGAGCGGAGUAUGCUCGCGUGGUGGGUUCAGAAUAUACCAGGGCUUUGUUUCUUCUUAGUAAAGGAAUGUUGCUGCUAAUGGAGAGGAAACUCGGUGAGGUGCAUCCUCUUCUCACACUGUGUGGAACUAUAGUUGAAAACUGGCAGGGAAACCCGAUCCAAAAGGAGUCUCUGAGAGUUUUCUUCCUGGUGCUGCAAGUCACACACUACCUGGAUGCCGGGCAGGUGAAGAGCGUGAAGCCAUGUCUGAAGCAGCUGCAGCAGUGUAUCCAAACCAUCUCUACGCUUCAGGAUGAUGAGAUCCUGCCCACCAACCCAGCAGAUCUCUUCCACUGGCUCCCCAAGGAGCACAUGUGUGUCCUUGUAUAUUUGGUGACUGUCAUGCACUCCAUGCAAGCAGGUUAUCUGGAGAAAGCGCAAAAGUACACAGACAAGGCUCUUAUGCAACUAGAAAAACUUAAAAUGUUGGACUGCAGCCCCAUCCUCUCUACCUUUCAAGUYAUUCUGCUGGAGCACAUCAUCAUGUGCCGACUCGUUACAGGCCACAAAGCUACAGCAUUACAAGAGAUCUCACAGGUUUGUCAGCUGUGCCAGCAGUCCCCGAGGUUAUUCACCAACCAUGCUGCGCAGCUUCACACUCUAUUAGGUUUGUACUGUAUCUCAGUGAACUGUAUGGACAACGCUGAGGCACAGUUUACUACAGCACUACGGCUCACCACACACCAGGAGCUGUGGACGUACAUCGUAACCAACUUGGCUAGCGUCUACAUAAGGGAAGGAAAUCGGCACCAGGAGCUAUACAACCUUCUGGAGAGAAUAAAUCCAGACCACAACUUCCCAGUAAGYUCCCACUGCCUCCGUGCUGCAGCUUUCUACAUCAGAGGUCUCUUAUCCUUCUUUCAGGGACGCUACAAUGAGGCAAAACGUUUCCUAAGAGAAACUUUAAAGAUGUCUAACGCAGAGGAUCUGAACAGACUCACUGCCUGCUCUCUGGUUCUGCUGGGCCACAUUUUCUACGUACUGGGAAACCACAGAGAAAGUAACAACAUGGUUGUACCAGCCAUGCAGCUGGCCAGCAAGAUCCCUGAUAUGUCUGUCCAGCUCUGGUCUUCAGCGCUGUUGAAAGACUUGAACAAAGCCCUUGGAAAUGGCAGAGAUGCCCAUGAAGCAACACAGAUGCACCAGAACUUCUCCCAGCAGCUGCUGCAGGACCACAUCGCUGCCUGCAGCCUCCCUGAGCAUAACCUCAUCACUUGGACAGACGGCCCUCCUCCAGUCCAGAUUCAGGCGCAGAAUGGUCCGACCACCAGCCUUGCAAGCUUGCUAUGAGACACCUUGYGUUACCAGUGAUUAUCGCCGGUAAAUGAUCACAAACUGUAAAACGAUGCCUAACAACUUAAUAUCCAGACCUCUGUAGCUUGAAAGGAUUUAAACAGGUGACAGGUUGGACCUUCACUUCACUUUGCUUCUCAAGAUUUUUUUUUUUUUUCCGAUUUGAUUGCCUGUUAUUUUUCAUUUUAAAGUGGUAAAACAAUAACACACUGAUGGCUUGGACACGUACGGGGCACCAGAACAGGGUCAGGUGGUUGUUUAGGAGGACUGAUGGAUGUCAAGACUUCAUUGCCUCGCAUAUAGGGAAGCCUUCGUAUUUCCCUGGAGUUUGUUUAUUUCCAUUUAUUGGAAAAAACAAUGGGUUAUAGGGAGCAGAUAAGAGUAGAUAAAAUUAAUUUAUUCAUGUUGCUAUUUUUGUAACUGUUAAAUAUUUUACAUCUUGCCUUUUUUUGUACGGAUACUGUUUUUUCUUUCCCAUGCAUGGAAGAUAUUGUUGCCGACUCCCUUUACCAUAGUUCUUGAGCUUGAGUUGCUAACUUUAAAUUCUUGAUCAUUUUUGCACAAAAUCCAUGGUAGGAAAUUUGGGGACUUAGGACUUUUUUUUUUUUUUUUUUGCAGAAUAUCAGUUUUAAGUGUCUCAUUUUUCACAUUAGCAGUGUUUGUUUGUUUCAGGCCAUCCACAAGUUACCGUGUUUUAAUAGAUGCAUUUAAAAACUAGUAGAAUUUAUAUCAUCACUAAUACCCUGAAAACAUUCAGAUUUCAUUAAUGUAUUUAAGUUUCAUGAUAGACUUCAUGUAUUACUCUUUUCACAAACCACAUCAAGACUUGGAGCUUUUUUCAGACAUUGAAGAAAAUAAAAAWUUAUUUUAUUUUUGUUAUAUUUUAAUUUGUCUUGAUAGUGCUACUAAAUGGUCUUUUCACAGUAUGUUUGUAUAAAUUUGCCACUUGUUGAACCUUUUAUUGUACAGUGACAUUUUAUAAAUUCAAUUUAGUAAAGUGUGAUAUGUAUUUUAGCUAUUCUAUGUAGGUAUCUUGACGCUUGGUAUUUAAAGCACUGUAACGAGUGGACACACAGUUUAAGCUUGAGUACUAGCCAUAUUUUAUCCAAUGCCUCUGUUUUUAAUUCUUACAUUGUUUUCAAUAAAUUUCCAAUAAAAGUAUGAUUGAAAAUUUA